Messenger RNA from Bombus impatiens (common eastern bumble bee), 970 nucleotides. It is a transcript of the gene EMC7, whose product is annotated as ER membrane protein complex subunit 7. The transcript is spliced from 4 exons. The record is from RefSeq and is a predicted model, not a curated record. Lineage: Eukaryota; Metazoa; Arthropoda; Insecta; Hymenoptera; Apidae. Gene Ontology annotation, molecular function: carbohydrate binding. Gene Ontology annotation, cellular component: EMC complex. The coding region runs from base 86 to 751 and encodes 221 amino acids.
AAUAGUAAUCUACACUUUACUGUAGUGGCAGCAGUUAAACAUCUGAUACGAACUUCUGUGUGUUGAGUGUACAUCCAAUAUAAUUAUGUAUAAAAGUGCUAUUUUUCUACUUUUUAUUAUUAUCAACACAUCGAAUAAGUAUGUAAUCGCCGAAAAUGACGAGGAUAUAUCGACAGAUCUGUAUGUUAUCGAAGGAAAAGUAUUUCCAUGGGAAAAUGGAGCUCCAAGUGGAUGGCAAUUAAUGACUCAUGUCAUGGCUAAUGGUGGAGAACAUUAUGGUUUCUUAAGGGAGGAUGGAACGUUUAUUAUUUCAAAUGUACCGUCAGGAUCAUAUGUAAUUGAAGUUGUAAAUCCAAACUGUGUUUAUGAACCUGUUAGAGUAGAAAUUAACUCAAAGGGAAAAUUCAGAGCAAGGAAAGUUAAUUUGAUUCAGACGUCUCAAGUAAUACAAGUUCCAUAUCCAUUAAAAAUGAGACCACUCACACCAUUCCGUUAUUUCCAAGUUAGAGAACAGUGGAGAGCAACUGACUUUUUAUUUAAUCCCAUGGUUUUAAUGAUGAUAUUACCGUUAUUGCUAAUUAUGAUUAUACCAAAAAUCAUGAAUGACCCGGAAACUAGAAAGGAGAUGGAGCAAUUAAAUAAUUUCACCAAUUACAAUAUGCCAGAAAUGUCUGAAGUAAUAACAUCAUUCUUAUCUGGUGGGGAGAAACAAAAAGCAAAAGCAGUAAAAGCUGCAAAAAAGAGACAAUGAUUAAAAUGCUUAUAGAAUGUAUGUUUGCACUUUUGCUCUAGUCUUUUAAUUGUUAAUCAGAUUUCUAGAAAAAAUGUUAAACUCUUCUCACUUUUUUAAUUUUCAUGUAGUAUUGUUACAUUUGAAAACAGGUAACAGAGAAUUCUAUAAUGUUAUUUUAAUGCAACAAAAUAAAUAUAUACCACAUAUUAUAUUACAUAACUUGGUAUAAGUUAUAAU